Messenger RNA from Trypanosoma cruzi, 573 nucleotides. RefSeq lists its product as uncharacterized. Gene Ontology annotation, molecular function: oxidoreductase activity. The record is from RefSeq and is a predicted model, not a curated record. Lineage: Eukaryota; Euglenozoa; Kinetoplastea; Trypanosomatida; Trypanosomatidae. The transcript has a single exon. The coding region runs from base 1 to 573 and encodes 190 amino acids. Gene Ontology annotation, cellular component: endoplasmic reticulum lumen.
AUGUAUAUAUCUGUGUGUUUUUUUGUGCGAGUGAACAUUAUUAGAUCGCGACUUGUGGUUUUUGCAAUCAUGAAGCAUUUUUUAAUUAUGCUGAUGCUUGUCGUGGCGUUUACCGAUGCGGUGUGGGGUAUCGUCUCUGCCGGUGAUCGCGUUCGACAGGAAGAAGAGUGCCGUCAAAUUGGGUUCAAUAAGGCUGAAUUAAAGUGUCACUACUGUCAGCCGCUGCUUGAACACACAGGCAGUGAGGGAUUGCAUGGGGAGUGUCUCGCCUGCUGCGCCGCCGAAGAUCAGACACCGCAGCGCACCUACGCCCGUGCUCGCAUUGAGCAAAGGGGCAUUUCUUAUCUCGUCGAGGAGACACGUAGUGAACUUGGCAUGUUUUACAAGGCAUAUAAGGAUAAAUUUGGGAACCGUCUUCGGUUAGUCGAAAAGUUCUCGUUUUACGGGCCGCGUCUUGUGCUAGAGGACGGUAAUGGUGGAGAGGAUUUUGAGAUUGGCAUCACGGGUUGGACGAAGGAUACUUUGCACGACUACUUGGUGCAGGCACUGGGCAUGCAGCCAAAAAAGGAAUAA